This is a messenger RNA of Ylistrum balloti, 1516 nucleotides long. RefSeq names its product leucine zipper transcription factor-like protein 1. Lineage: Eukaryota; Metazoa; Mollusca; Bivalvia; Pectinida; Pectinidae. Bases 19 to 918 code for a protein of 299 amino acids. The transcript is spliced from 10 exons. The record is from RefSeq and is a predicted model, not a curated record. Gene Ontology annotation, biological process: negative regulation of protein localization to cilium. Gene Ontology annotation, cellular component: cytoplasm.
AUAAACAUUCACUGGAAAAUGACUGCAAAACUUGGAGUAAAUGAGCACCAUCAGGCUCAAGUCAUCAACUAUAUGAGAUUUGCUCGUUACCAGCGCGGUCAAAGACUGAGAGCUGUUGAUAUGUGUUUUGAAGACUUGAAAAGUAGCAGACUUGAUGAGACAACAUACACCAUAGAUGAAGUUACGGAUAUGUUGGAUGGACUUCUGACGGUAGUGCGGGGAGAAGUAGAUGAUGAACUCAUCAAUACAUCGCACACGAAUAUCUUACUUUGUCGACAGAUGUUCAUGCAAGCAGAAAAAUGGCAUCUUAAACUAGCAGCUGAUAUCUCAGAAUUGGAAAAUCGAGAUCUAUUAGAACAAAUAGCAGACUUUGAAGAAAAGGAAUUUGCUAAUACAAAAAUGGAUUCAGAUUUGCAAGGAGUGCUUAAAAAUGUGAAGCUAACACCAAUAAAUCAGAAGGGCGGCACAGAACUUCUACACAGGAAAAUUGAAGAACUAGAUAAAGAAAUGAAGAAGUUAAUGGCUGAAAACAAAAAAGCAAAGGAGAAACUUCUCAGCAUGGGAGGAGCUUCAGCUUUAGCUGGUUUAUCAUCAGUCAGUGAAGAUGACAGUCGAUCAGGAAUGCAUGAAUUAGAAGUGGAAGCUAUGAGGAAACAGCUACAAGGCAUGACAGCAGAGCUAGCAGAGACAAAAAAGAGUGGUGCCAUGUCUUUGGGCAACAUGGAGACUGACCUGGCGAGCACGAAACAUGAGCUCCUUAGGAUUCAAGAAAUGCUGGAAAUGGCAGAAAAAGAACUUGAGAAGAAAGUUCAUCAAACAACACCAUUUAAAAAUCUUAAACAAAUGUUGACAAAGAAAAACGAUCAGAUAAAGGAUCUCAGGCGACGGUUAUCAAAGUAUGAAUCCCUUGACGACUGAUGCUGUAGGACUUAUAAAGACUUUGACUUAUACGCACGCCACUCUUCUGUAACUAGCUUGGAUCCGAGUCUUAAGAGCUCUUUGUCUGUACUGCUGUAAGAAUCACAAGGGCUGAUUCUAGUGAAUCUGUGUCAAAUUGUCAGAGAGUGUAGGGCUGCCUUUAGAAGUACGAAAAAACAUUAAUACCUUUUCUUUGUUCUUGAAAAGAAACAUUAAUUUAGAGAGCACCUGUCAUGCAAGGAUGUUAUUUUACACAAUUUCUUUCACUUACUACCUGUACUAUAUGAAUUGUGAGUUUGUUUUAAGUAGUGUUUAUAACUCACCUGGCCUGAAGGGCCAAGUGAGCUGAUGCCAUGGUAUAGCGUCCAUGUCUGGUGUCCAGCAUCUGGUGUCAACUUUUCAGUUUAGUUAGCUUCAUCUCAAUAACCAACAAACUAAAUGUAAUAUUUAUUCAUGGUCACAGGGGCCAAAUUUGUUAAAGCUUGCAAAGAACUUCUUCUGACUAACCAAAAGCAUGGGAUUUGGCUGAUAGGUUCCUUAGAUGAAGCCGGACAACUUGGCUGAAAGGUUCAAAGUGUGAAACUGGACAAACAUUUGU